UUCUAAGCAACGUGGGGCUGCAGCGGAGCUUGCCAGGCUGCUGCUGGCUUCCCGCAUCCCGCCGGGCGAGCGGCUCCGGAGCAUUCUGCAGCCGCGGCUCCGCGCGCCGGCCUGGCCCGUUGCUCGCUCCCGGCGGACACCCCCGCCACCGCGCCCGCGGAGCCGCUCGGGCCCGCCGCGCCAGCCCCGGGGCCCGCCUGGCGCAGAACCGGAGUCUUCUCUGCAUUACUAUCGGCAUUACCUUCAAGUUCACUUUUUCCACCCCUCCCGGAGCCGGCCUCCCCCUCCCCGCUGGAAUCUGGCGGCUCCGGUCGCAUCCUCCUCGUCGCCCGUGGCACUGAGAGCUGGCCGCGAGGCGCCACGACCGCGCGCGGCCCGGGGUGGAGGGGCUCGGCGGCGGGGGAGGGCGCGGGCACAUCCGGCGCGGGGGUGCCCAAGUUGCGGCGGAGCUGGGACCCGCCACCGCGGCCCCCGCGCGGCCAGGGCCACCGUCUGAGCGCCAGCCUCGCCCCCUGUCCGAGAGCAGCCAAGGCUGGAUACAUUUUUUAAAAGCCCAACUGCAAACAACUCUGGCGAUGCCAAAAUUUCCCUCCGAGUGACAGGGCUUGGGAGGAGGCUGCCUCCGGCUGUGCUAGCUCUCGGGUCGCCUGUGCCUCCUUGGCGACUAAGAAAGACUGUGUGCACUGGCGAGAUUGGAAAUUAGUGGGAAAGCUGCACUCAACUCUAUCGUGACCUCAAACUCUGUGGACCGGUUUAAAGAAUAUCUACAUAUUGGAAGCAAAGUCGUGGUCAAGGAAGAUCUGCAUCGGAGGAUGGAAGUUUUCCCCUUGCUCUUAUUUCUGUCCCUCUGGUGGUCUCGAACCUGGGACCUGGCGACCGCUGAUUCCAUCAUCCAUAUCGGAGCAAUUUUUGAUGAAUCUGCUACAAAAGAUGACGAGGUAUUCCGCACAGCAGUUGCUGACCUCAAUCAGAAUGAGGAAAUCCUUCAGACUGAGAAAAUCACAUUUUCAGUGACAUUCGUUGAUGGCAACAACCCUUUCCAAGCUGUUCAAGAAGCCUGUGAACUUAUGAACCAGGGCAUCUUGGCCCUAGUCAGCUCCAUUGGUUGCACAUCAGCCGGAUCCCUCCAGUCUUUGGCAGAUGCCAUGCAUAUCCCACACCUCUUCAUUCAGCGCUCAACAGCCGGGACCCCAAGGAGUGGCUGUGGGCUCACCCGGAGCAACAGGAAUGAUGACUAUACUCUUUCAGUUCGCCCACCUGUCUACUUGAAUGAAGUCAUUCUGAGGGUAGUCACCGAGUAUGCAUGGCAGAAAUUCAUCAUCUUCUAUGACAGUGAAUAUGAUAUCCGUGGGAUACAGGAGUUUUUGGACAAAGUAUCUCAGCAGGGAAUGGAUGUUGCCCUUCAAAAGGUGGAAAACAACAUCAAUAAAAUGAUCACCACCCUCUUUGACACCAUGAGGAUAGAGGAGUUGAAUCGCUACCGAGACACUCUGAGGCGAGCCAUCCUUGUCAUGAAUCCUGCCACAGCCAAAUCCUUCAUAAGUGAGGUGGUGGAGACUAAUCUGGUUGCUUUUGACUGUCACUGGAUCAUUAUAAAUGAGGAAAUAAAUGAUGUGGAUGUCCAGGAACUUGUCAGAAGGUCCAUUGGAAGGUUAACAAUUAUUCGGCAGACAUUUCCAGUUCCCCAGAAUAUAAGUCAGCGCUGUUUCCGUGGCAACCAUCGAAUCUCUUCAACACUGUGUGAUCCCAAAGAUCCCUUCGCUCAGAAUAUGGAGAUUUCUAACCUUUACAUCUACGACACGGUGCUUCUGCUCGCAAAUGCUUUCCAUAAGAAGCUGGAGGACCGCAAGUGGCACAGCAUGGCGAGCUUGUCCUGUAUCAGAAAAAACUCAAAGCCCUGGCAGGGAGGGCGGUCCAUGCUGGAAACCAUCAAGAAGGGAGGAGUUAAUGGAUUGACUGGAGACCUAGAAUUUGGAGAAACUGGAGGUAACCCCAAUGUGCACUUUGAAAUCCUUGGAACCAACUACGGCGAAGAACUUGGCAGAGGUGUCCGUAAAGUAAGCCUGAACUUGCUCUAA
This is a messenger RNA of Microtus ochrogaster (prairie vole), 2078 nucleotides long. RefSeq names its product glutamate receptor ionotropic, delta-2 (gene Grid2). The record is from RefSeq and is a predicted model, not a curated record. The transcript has 8 exons. Bases 813 to 2078 code for a protein of 421 amino acids. Gene Ontology annotation, molecular function: ligand-gated monoatomic ion channel activity; signaling receptor activity. NCBI's taxonomy places the organism in Eukaryota, Metazoa, Chordata, Mammalia, Rodentia, Cricetidae. Gene Ontology annotation, biological process: monoatomic ion transport. Gene Ontology annotation, cellular component: membrane.